AUGUUGGCGAAGCACAUGAAAGUGUUCUUCUUGGCUUCUCUGGCUGCGUUGGUGCUCGCGGUAAUACUGGCAGCUUGGGGGUUUCCGAGGAUAGUUAGCAAGCAAAUACAAAAGAAUGUGCAACUCGAGAAUUCUUCGGUGAUGUUCGAGAAAUGGCGGAAGUUGCCGAUGCCUUUGACCUUCAAAAUCUACGUGUUCAACGUGACGAACGCCGAAGAUAUCAACAGCGGGGCAAAACCUAUGCUAACAGAAAUCGGACCCUACGUGUAUAAGGAGUAUCGCGAAAGGACUAUACUCGGUUACGGAGAGAAUGACACUAUAAGGUAUACUCUCAAGAAGACGUUCAUCUUUGACGCUGAAGAGUCAGGGCCCCUUACUGAGAAUGACGAGGUCGUGGUCAUCAACUUCUCAUACAUGGCUGCCAUUUUGGCAGUGCAAGAGAUGAUGCCAAGCCUCACGACCGUUGUGAACCAAGCGCUGGAAGAGUUCUUCACCGACCUGAAGGACCCCUUCAUGAGGAUCAAAGUUCGCGACCUGUUCUUCGAUGGAAUCCACGUCAACUGUGUAGGCAACCAUUCUGCUUUAGGAUUGGUGUGCGGACAGCUGAAGUCUGACACACCGCCCACUAUGCGACCUACUGAGGAUGGAACAGGAUAUUACUUCUCUAUGUUCUCGCACAUGAAUCGCACGGAAUCCGGCCCGUACGACAUGGUUCGCGGUACAGAAGACAUCAGGGAAUUGGGUCACGUAGUUGCAUACAAGGGGGAGCGCUCCAUGUCUCAGUGGGGCGACCCGUACUGUGGACAACUCAACGGAUCAGACUCCUCCAUCUUCCCACCGAUCGAUGGGGGCAAUGUGCCGCAACGAUUAUAUAUAUUCGAGCCCGAGAUCUGCAGAUCAAUGUUUGCAACUCUUGUGGGGAAAACUACAGUGUUCAACAUGUCGGCGUUCCAUUACUCUAUAUCGAGUGACGUUCUAGCGGCGAGGAGCGCCAAUCCGAACAACAAAUGCUACUGCAGAAAGAACUGGAGCGCAAACCACGAUGGUUGCCUACUGAUGGGCGUAAUGAACCUCGCGCCGUGUCAGGGCGCGCCCGCCAUCGCCUCCCUGCCGCACUUCUACCUCGCUUCCGAGGAACUGCUGCAAUACUUCGCCAGCGGCAUCAACCCGGACAAGGAGAAACACGACACUUAUCUAUACCUCGAGCCGGUGACGGGAGUUGUUCUUAAGGGGCUUCGAAGAUUCCAGUUCAAUAUUGAGCUAAGGAAUAUUCCAGAAGUGCCGCAACUGGCGAAAGUUCCCACGGGUCUGUUCCCGUUGCUCUGGAUUGAGGAGCUAUCAAAGUUACCUAUGUACGGGACGCCGGGCUGUCGCAGUAGCGGACAGUUACCGACUCGUACUGCGGGGUGGAGGAAAUUACACGCAGGAGUCUUGACGGCGAUAGUGGACUGUAGCUUCGGUGAAUAA
This is a messenger RNA of Chilo suppressalis (striped riceborer), 1467 nucleotides long. NCBI's taxonomy places the organism in Eukaryota, Metazoa, Arthropoda, Insecta, Lepidoptera, Crambidae. The record is from the annotation of a GenBank genome assembly.